This is a messenger RNA of Thunnus maccoyii (southern bluefin tuna), 1674 nucleotides long. RefSeq names its product homeobox B5a (gene hoxb5a). Gene Ontology annotation, cellular component: nucleus. NCBI's taxonomy places the organism in Eukaryota, Metazoa, Chordata, Actinopteri, Scombriformes, Scombridae. The transcript has 2 exons. Gene Ontology annotation, molecular function: DNA-binding transcription factor activity, RNA polymerase II-specific; RNA polymerase II cis-regulatory region sequence-specific DNA binding. The record is from RefSeq and is a predicted model, not a curated record. The coding region runs from base 134 to 1072 and encodes 312 amino acids. Gene Ontology annotation, biological process: regulation of transcription by RNA polymerase II; anterior/posterior pattern specification.
GUGCAACGCCAUAAUUCACUAAUACAUCAUAAAUCGUUGAAAGUACCCGCGUUAUAACGACCAAGAGAAAUCUAACAAAUCAAGCGCCCCUUAGUACUCAACUGUAAGCCUGCAACUCUCUAAAACAACCUAAAUGAGCUCUUACUUUGUAAACUCGUUCUCGGGGCGCUACCCAAAUGGCCCCGACUAUCAACUGCUAAAUUAUGGAGCCAGCAGCGGCGCAAUGAACGGCGGGACGUACAGGGACUCUUCCUCCGCCACCAUGCACCAUGCGACGGGCUCUUACGGGUACAGCUACAAUGGCAUGGACCUGACCGUCACCAACCGGGGAGGGGGGAGCAGCAGCGUCGACAACACCGGAGGACACUUCGGGGGCGGCUCGGUCGUCGGGGACUCCCGGGGUUUCGGCUCCCCGGCCCCGGAGAGGAGCCUCAGACAACCGUCCAGCUGCUCCCUUGCUUCCGCGGCAGACUCCCUUCUGUCACCCGGUUGUGGAGACAGUAAGCUGGGCGCCCAGAGCUCGUCUCCCCGCUCGGGGCAACCAGGAAGCGGUAAUCUCAGCUCUCCAAACCUGUCAUCCACCUCCUCCGGCGGCGGCGGCGGCGGCACGGCGCAGCGCUUCACGGAGUUGGACGACGCGUCGCCAGAGUCCGACGAGUUGCAGCACAACCGGGAUACCGGCAACCCACCAACCAGGACCGGGCACCCGCAGCCGCACAAGCAGGAAGGCGGCCCGGCGGGAUCAGCCACUGGCAGCACAGCGGGCAGCGACGGUCAGACACCACAGAUAUUCCCCUGGAUGAGAAAGCUGCACAUUAGCCAUGAUAUGACGGGCCCCGACGGGAAACGGGCGCGGACGGCGUACACCCGCUACCAGACGCUCGAGCUGGAGAAGGAGUUCCACUUCAACCGGUACCUCACGCGGCGACGGCGGAUCGAGAUUGCACACACUCUCUGCCUCACGGAGCGGCAGAUCAAGAUCUGGUUCCAGAACCGGAGGAUGAAGUGGAAGAAGGACAACAAACUGAAAAGUAUGACCCUCGCCACCGGCGGCAGUGUCUUCCAACCCUAGAAAUUGAUCCAUUAAAAAAAAAAAAAAAGCAUCCGUCCAUCACUUUGGAAAGGCUACUUCCAUGUACAGGCUUCCCAGGAGGAAAAAGAGAGACAAAACAGUAGAAAAAAAAUAAAGAAAACUUGAAGAAAACAACAGAAGAAGGCAGCAGAAGAUGGAUCAAAAGAAGGCGGUGAUGAAGAAAUAUGUCUAUUACAAACAGAUUCCAAAGCUAGAUAAAAAAAAAAACACUUCUUAUUCAACUGAGUACUGUACAGCAGCGCAGCACUUUUUAUUUGUUCGGCAUGUUGGUCUUUGGUGUUUUAGGGCAACGUAUAAAAAUGACUGUGGUACUUGCUCUUGUAAAAAACAAAAACUUAGUGUUCGUGUAUGUUCUCGUCGUUUUUAAAAUAGCUGUUCGGAGGAGAGGAGUCGAAAAAAAAGGGAAAGGAUGAAUAAUGCUACCUAACUACUUUUCUACCUUACAUCCUACCUUACAACCUCGCUACCUACCUGUUGUUUAAUGUCUAAAUAUCGUUAUAUGUGUCAAGUGCGAUGUUUUGUAAUUGACAAAGUGCUUUCUAGAAAAGUUAGCAUGUGAGCUCUUAUUGUAAGUUAUUUAC